UACAGCACAGUUAAUGUAACAAGUUCCUCUUGUUUGAGGAAUCCUAGUUUCCAGUGUAUGAAUUGCUGGAUCACCAUCCUAAGACUGAGUUACUCAGAACAGAAGCCAAACCAAAACUUAAAAGAAAUUAAAACAAACGAAAUGCCAAUACUCAAUUAUAAUACAUUUUCAUACUUGAUUUAAAAAUCAAACUGAAAACAGAAAUAGGGAUAAGAAGGAAGAAAGAUUCGAUCCAUGGAUGAUAUUCUUAAUUGUGGGAUUUCCUUUCAGAUCUCAUGAACUGUAACUCACAUAAGUAAUAGAAAUCAAAUAGAAGAAAUGAUGCUAAGCCCAAAUGAAUAUUAGAUCAAUUAUUGUUAAAUGGUUUUAAAGUCAAGUGAAAAUGAAUUUUCUAACACUUGCUGUAGUAUAAUUUUGAUAAACAUGCAAAAACCCAUCUAUUUCAAAGUUCAAACUAAACAACAGUAUAAAUUCAGCAAAUUUGAGAGGCUGGGAAGCAUUGCCAUGCACAUGUUUUCAAUCCAAAAGUUGACAUUUCAAAUAACUGUUUUUUAUCUCCUAAAAUUGUAGAAAUUUUAACCGAGUCUUUGCAAAGUGAAAUUGCUGCCCCCCGUCCCUGCCCCCUUACAAUUGAGGUAUAAAUCAUAGAAAUAAAUAUUCUAGGUGGGUACAUCCUCACCAACUGCAUCAAAUGACUAAAAUUAGAAGAAACUGUAAUGAUUACUACAGCAGAAAAAUUGCCAGCUGCUAAGCUCCUGUCCCAUCAGCACUUGGCACUGUUGCAUAUCCAAAUUGAUUUGAGUUGGAUCAAUUAUCAAGUGCCUGUCUAUAUUCUGUUGGCUCCUUUUAAAUUGCUUGAUAUUCAUUGAGAAAUACUUCAAACCUAGCCUUUUGAAUAAUACAUGGAGGUUUGACCUAGCCAAAUUUAUUGUGCCAAGUUGCAUUCUUGAAUGAAUACCAAUUAGGCUGCCUAUGCAAGCAUUAUGAUCCAAAUAACAGGGAGGUUAAGGGUACUAAUAAAAGAGUUAUAUUCACAAUUAAUAAAGAGUUGGUUAGAACCACCUUCAAUUUGAAUCUACAGGCAAGUCAUUAAAUAUGCCUUGUACAGUUAUCCCUAAGAGCUAGGUUACCGGGUUCGCCUCUGGGCCCCCCUGGUAUGGGUCCGGUUUGAACUGGGUUCGACUAGGGUUCGAAAAACCUAGAGGUGGUUCGACCCUGGUCGAACCCAGUCGAACCCGGGGUUGAACCCAGUCGAACCCAGGCGGACCCAGGUCGAACCCAGCAGUGUUUAUCUUGACAGCUAUAUGUGUGUGGUCUGGAGCUGUCGAUUCCUUGUGUUUAUUCUUGUGCUUCGUUUCUUUUUGGCAGCCGUUAUAUUUGGCACAUAUUAAAUGGCGCAUAUUCCAAGUAAUAUGCGUUAUUCUUUUGUGGCUGUGAGUUUGUUCGAUGAUUUUUUUUGUCAGAAAUGUUCUUUCCAGCGCCAAUUUCUGCUUUAUGCGUUUCUUUUUGAAACAAUUUUGCGCUGCAGUUUCUUUUGUCUGUCAGAGCUAAUGCGUCAUUUGUUGGAAAAUGAUUUCUCUUUUCUACAGAAAAACCCGUAUAUGCCAAGGUAGGGGUGUCGUGUUGGUUUUGGAAAAGAAAGUCACUUUUGGAUGAUCCAUUUGAUGAUUAAACUUUAAGUUUAUAUUGUUGAAAGUUGAAACAAUGAUACUUGAAUAUUUUGUCAUUUUGAUAUUAAACUCUAAGUUGCCAGAUUCUGUAAAAAUUCCCACGGGUCCUGGUUCGGUUCGCACCAAAUACUGGUCCGUUACAAAUUCUCCCCAAAUUCUCUCAGAGGAACCCUGGCCGAAUUUUGGCGUAUUUGGAACAAAUUUCAGUUCCAGCGGCAGAACCCGGGAAGAAUUUGGGUGAAAAAGACAUUUUUUUAACUUUUUAAAAUUUUUUUUUGCCUGAUUAGUCUAUUCGACCCUCCAACCCUAAAUUAGACCACUAAAAAGGUCAAAUAGGUAAAACCUUUCUCAUUUGUGUAUUUGUGAAUGAAAAAGAAAACUCGUUGGCUCCAUUUCUAAACUUUCUUGUUUGCUUGCCAUAGCUGAAGGAGUGUUGAAGGGUGAUAGUUGCAUGCUUUGAGCUGGUUUGUGAGUUAUUCCUACGUAGUUGCAAGUGUUGAGAACUCCUCAAAGACAUUGAAGAGGAAGAUUUCACCAAAAGAGGUAGGUUUUUGUUGAUUUUUUUUGUUUUUUAAAUUUUUCUUUACAUUGUUUUGCAAAAUGAAAUGAUUUCUCUAGUUCUACUUUUAUUUUAUUUUUUCAUUUUGGUUUGUGGAUUUGUAUGUUGUUUAAUGUUUAUAGAUUCAACAUUCAUAGAAUGGCAAGUGCUUCUAGCACUGGGAACUCCCGGUUUAGAACAGAGCUAGGCUCUCCACUAUGGAAAUAUGUGGAAAUGGUUCAGCAACUACCAGGUGGAGGAGGUUUCCUUUGGAUUUGUAGGCAUUGCAAAGGGGAAUAUAAAAGCUCUUAUAGUAGAGUGAAAGCACAUUUGUGCUUUAUCCCUCAAAAAGGCAUCAAGUUUUGUCCAGGCAAGUCAAAAGUUCCAGGGCAGCCUAGACCUAAAACCUUGCUUGCAAACAAUAUUGUACUAAAAUAUAUUGAAGAGCAAAGACAAGCAAAUGAAGCAGUUGGGAAUGCAGUUACUCAUACUUUGGAAAGGUCUAGAAGUAAAAAAGCAACAAAGGCCUCUAUGUCUUCAACUUCCAAUGAACAAUUCGUAGAAGGCCAUCCGUUCUUGAAUCUUCUUGAACAACCAGUGACAAAUAAAAGAGCAAAGGGGCCCUUGGAAAUGUCAUUUCAGAAUGAGGCUAGAGACAUUGCCGAGGAAGACAUAGGUAGAUGCAUCUAUGCAAAUGGAUUGGCAUUUAAUUUUGUUCGCUCACAGUAUUGGCAAAAAAUGGUGAGAUCAAUUAAUGAGGCUCCAAGGGGGUUCAAGGGCCCAGGGUAUGAGAAGGUGCGCACCACUUUAUUGGACAAAGAGGUGAAAAAUGUAGAGAAUUCCUUGAAGCCUAUUAGGGAUUCAUGGAUUGAAACAGGUGUGUCCAUAGUAUCAGAUGGAUGGAAAGAUGCAAGAAAUCGCCCUUUGGUCAAUGUUCUUGCAGUGUCCACCAGAGGUGCAAUGUUUUUGAGAGCAGUGGAUUGUGAAGGGCAAGUGAAGGACGGUCCAUUCAUUGCAAACAUUCUUUUCCAAGCCAUUGAGCAAGUUGGCCCUCAAAAUGUUGUUCAAGUGAUAACAGACAAUGCAAAAAAUUGUAGGGCUGCCGGGUUAUUGGUUGAGGAGCGUUAUAAACACAUUUUUUGGACACCUUGUGCUGUCCACUCACUCAACCUAAUGCUGCAAAAAAUUGGCAAUAAAAUUGAGUGGAUCAAAAAAAUGUAUGGUGAUGCCCAAGAGAUCCAAAUGUUCAUCACGAAUCACCAUAUGUCACAAGCCAUAUUUAGACAAUUCUCGAGAUUGGAGCUCUUGAAGGUUGCCGAGACCCGUUUUGCCUCCCAAACUAUUGUUUUGAGACGUCUUGUGAAGGUUAAAGAGGCAUUGUCUAGAAUGGUAACCAGUGCUAAUUGGAGCAUAUGGAGGCAAUCUACUGGUACAAGGGGAGCUCCCAUUAAGGCAAUGAUACUAGAUGACUCUUGGUGGGAUCUUGCUGAGUACCUCCUGAGAUUUACGGAGCCCAUAUUGAGCAUGAUCCGAUACACUGACAUGGUAGGCCUUGCUUGGGUGAGGUAUAUGAUGGCAUUGACUCCAUGAUCGAGGAUAUGAAAACAAUCAUAAAUCAGAAAGAGCAAGAUCCUGAAGAAAAAUUCUUCAAGGAAAUACAAAAAAUCAUGGUGGAGAGAUGGAACAAAAUGACUACCCAUUUGCAUCUCCUUGCCUUUGCAUUGAGCCCCAAAUACUAUAGUCGGGAGGUCCUCAAUAAGAGUAGCACUAGAGUUGCCCCAUAUAGAGAUCAUGAAGUUGCUAUUGGGUACAAGGCAGCCCUUCGUAGACUUUUUCUAGAUUCAUUACGGGCUGUGGUGAGGGCUGAAGUCAUGAGUUUCACAAGCACGGAUGAUUGCGGUAUUGAGGCUCUUGAAGACAAGGCAAAUGUUGAUGCUCAUAAAUGGUGGUACUACCAUGGAGAAAUAUACCAGAACUACAACCCAUUGCCGUCAAAGUUUUGUCACAAGUAAGCUCUUAACUCUUAAGGUUCUAAUUUCUAAUUUCUUCAUUCUUAAAAUUUGUAUUCAAUGAUUCAUAGAAUCAUAACUGAUAACUCUUAACUCUGAUUUCAAAAUUGAAAAUCUUGAUAGGUUGCUAGUUCAUCAUCAUCCGAGAGGAAUUGGAGCACAUACUCCUUCAUACACUCAAUAAAACGCAAUAAACUACAUUCCAAGAAGGCGGAAGACUUGGUCUAUGUGCAUUCAAACUUGAGGCUCCUAACACACAAAGACAAUAACUACAAACAAGGGGAGGCAAAGCAUUGGGAUGUUGAACCAGAGCAUGUAGAGUUGGAUGAUUCAAUUGCCCGCCUUAAUGCACUUGGAGUUGAUGAUGAUAAUGAUGAGCUACUUAGUGAUCAUGAGGCUGCUCCCGAGGCUGAGAUUGCUAGUACCACUGCCAGUGGCACUGUUUGUGCUUCUAAUUUGCCACAGGAGGAUGAUGAUGAUAUGUUUGAUGACUUUUGAUGAUAUUUGAUCAGUGAUGGCUGAUUGUUAAUGUUGACAUUAUUAUUUUUUAACAUAAACAUUGAUAUGGUGGUGUAUUUUGGCAUUUUGCUAUGUUAUUUGCCAUUUGGACUAAAAGUCUACAACAUUAAUAUAUAUGGUGGUGUAUUUUGCUAUUUAUUUGCUGCUGCAUAUAUGUAUAUAUUUUUAUUUUUUUGUUUCUAUAUGUUUUUGUACGGACGAACCCAAAGCGAACCCGAACCCACCCCCCCCAAAAAAUGAACGAAUUUGCGAACCAAAAUCUCGAACCAGAAUCCGAACCAGAAUCCGA
Messenger RNA from Cryptomeria japonica (Japanese cedar), 5025 nucleotides. RefSeq lists its product as uncharacterized. The record is from RefSeq and is a predicted model, not a curated record. The coding region runs from base 2332 to 3798 and encodes 488 amino acids. The transcript has 2 exons. Lineage: Eukaryota; Viridiplantae; Streptophyta; Pinopsida; Cupressales; Cupressaceae.